UUCAAGUUGUUUAGGUCAAGAUAAAAUGGCAGCCCCCACAAGUAUACACAUAGUUGCAUAGCAUUUUGAUUUUACUUUACAUAUAUUUGAGUUACACCUGAGAUACAUAAUGCCACGUAAAUGUGGUGGAUGUGAUAAGAAUGCAAUAUUAAAGCGUCCUAAAACGGUGAGUUUUUAUUUCCAAUGACUAGACCAUAAUAAUACUAAUUAGUUAAGAUCUAAAUAUUUGUCUUAGUCUUAGUCUUAGACUGACUUAGUGACUUACUUACUUAGUGAUACUGUUACUAGUCUUAUAUUAAGUUAGUCUUUGUUAGUCUUAAUGCUUAAUCAUCUGAGAUUCUGAGUCUCAAACUCAAGACUUGAAGUUGAGAGUUAAGGACAAGGAGUGUACGUCUAGUAGUCUAGUGAUUAGACAUUUGUAACUUAAAGUAGACGACGUAGUUCUUGGUAGUCAGCUAUUUUAAAAUUAUUAUUAUUAUGAAUGACAGGCUAUGAUAAAACAUUUAGGCCUAGCGCUAAGGCUUAGAUUUACACGGCUUAUAAAUUAUAAUAAUUAAUACUAAUAGUGAUAAAAGGGGUUGAUUAGUAAUGGGCAUUCAUUAAAUUUGAAAUAUGGCAAUAUGGUACACAAUAGUAUUGAUUAGUGUUUACCUUGCUAUUUAAUUAUAGACAGAUGAUGGAUACUAUACGGAUAAUGGGUAGGCUGAGAUGUGCCGCCUAAGCAUAAAAUAAAUUUAUUAAUAACUAAUGCUUAACCUGAGGCAUUUUUUUUUACAUCGAAUAUGGGCAUUUGGGAAAAACUUGGUGCGUCCAUGUCACAGCCAUAUGUAUUGUGUUACAAAAUAAAAAUAGUUAACUUCUCAUUUUCUAUAAUACAUGCCGGCCUUUAAAAAAUAGUCCUACGCCUACAGACAGUCCUACACACUACCUGCUACCCUUUAAACAAUAGGCAUACAGACAGUCCUACACCCUACCCAUCAGCAUUCAAACACUAGUCCUACAGACAGUCCUAAACCAUACUCGCAGCUCUUUAUUGAUUAAUAUGAUAGUCAACUCCGAAAUAAUUUAACCUAUUUACCUUCUGUUUCAAUCAUCACUGGUGGUCAUAUUGGGAUACAAGCAAGGAUGGGUUUCUUUUUUAAUUUCAUUUGAACGUUAAUAGUUGAAGUUUAAUAAUUUAAAAAAAACAAGAGGCGAAUUUUAUUUUAAUAUUUCAUAUAAGCUGUAUUGCUGUUCAGAUUUAGAUUAUGAUGCAAAUAAUGCUCUGCAAUAAACAGGAGAGUCAUCAUACACAUCAUUUAUUUGAUAGCCAAUAGGCCUAUAAAUAGUUAUUAUAAAAAUAAUUAGCCUCACUCGCUAGGCUUAGACUAUACAUUAGAGUAUAAUAGGCAUAGGAAUAUUGGUGAUUUAAUAUUUAACUCGAUUUAGAUGAAUUGCUAACUUACCAUUGAUAUUAGUUUAGUAACUUUACUUAGCCUUAGGUUGCUAGGCCUUCCUUAUUUUUUUAUUAGUCUUGUUAUAUGAGCAUUGUGAAAUAGGCUAAGUUUAAAAAAAAAUUAUUUUAGUAAGAACUAACUAGGCCUUAGCUUAUGCCCAGGCAAAAUAUACCUAAGCCUGCUAUUAGUUAAGGGGGGGAUAAGACUAAUUUAGAAGAAAAUUACUUGCCAUUAGGAUACUAUUUGCAGACUAAUUUUAAAGUUAUAUUGUUCUACCAUCUACUAAUGUUAAAACUAUAGGCACUAUAGGUACAAUGGCUAUGAAAGGGCUGAAGACUAAGCACUUAACUAUUAGUUCCAUAUGAACCAUUAAAGCAGGCCCUAUAUUCCUGAUUACUAAUAUUAUUUGUAAGCCAGUUGAAUUAGGAUGCAAGGAACAGAGAAGUCGUCUAAGUCUUCUCAUUUUAUCUUUUGAGUAUCGUUGGCUGCUUGCUGAUUGCCUAACUAAUCACCACCUAGAACUGGACCACAUAUUAAGCUUCUAAAUUAAUGUUAUAGUUUAAUUAGCCUAAUGUUUAUAUUCAGCCUUAUUAUAUUAGCUUAGACUUAUGACAUUCAUAGUGGUUACCAAACUUAAUACUGUCAAACCCGCCUAUCUCGACCUCCGUUAACUCGCCAACCCUGUUAUGUCGACGUUUUUGAAGUGGAACUGCCUAAUUUUCUCUUUGUCUUAGCAUUUUCUCCUUGGUUAUGUCAAUUCAUUUAUGUCGCCGACCACACCCUGAUAUCUCAAGCACAAAAGGCUGACAAAUUUGCCACUUAACCACAGUUAUCUCAAUCCCCAUGACCAAUCGCCGGCUUUUCAACUCCGCAAGAAGAAAUAGCAAACAACUAAUAAACAAGUUUUUCAUUAUUAAAAAUAAUUAUUUAUUUCUGAAAAUACAGGACUUAUGCUUUAGAAUGUACCUAAAAGUAGAAGUAAUUUAAAUAAAUAUUUUUAAUUCGAGGUUUAAAAACCUGGUAGAGUCCAUAUUAUAAAUGAUCAUAAUUUGUUGUCUGCAAAACAUUGUCACAGGCAGCCAUUCACGGUCACUUGCAUAAUGGCUAUGCCAUGGUACUAUGUCAGAGUUUCAUUCAUAAGAGUUUGCAGUGUGCAAAAGCUAUUAAACCUUUGUUCAGGGAAAGCUUUAAUAUUAAAUAGUCAUGUGCCAAAGUUGAAAGUUCAAAAUAAGUGAUUCUUAAAUAGUAUUUUAUUAAUAAGGGGAUGCGUUGCCUUAUAUAAACUAUACUGUCAUUGUGCAAGACACGCUCAGUAGAAUGAGGUCACAAAAUGUAGAGACUUCGUCCAUAGUAGAAAAUACCAAACGAACUCGCACUUUAAAAAUUCGUAGUUCAAAGAGUAUAAAGAUAAAAAGCUGAUUCUGGUUUCAUUUUUUUAAUUUGCAAUUUCCUCUAAUUAAAUGUAAUAUUUUUUUUACUGAAGUACCUGCAUUUAUUAACGCACAUUAUGUACAUAAAGAAAUUUCAAGCACAUUUUAAUAUAUUGGCGCCAUAUUGGUUUUCGGUUAUCUCAAUCAUCGGUUAUCUGGACACUUUUUGCCAAACCCUGAGGCCGUCGACAUAAUCGGGUUCUACUGUACUACCUCAAGCUAUGUUCAAACGGGAUACACAGAAUAUUUAAGAGUCUGUGCUAAGUUUGGUAAACUAAUGAGAAAAUAGAGUCAAAACUAAAAAAAAAAUUAAAACGCAGCUGUUGUAUCACAUGACAUCAAUAUCAACAUUGACAAAAAACACUACAUAUUACAUCUUAAGGCAGUUAAGAACCACACAGUAACAUGAGUUUAAAGGCAUCAGUUCGUUAUAUGCAAACGUAACAAUCCAAUGGAAAUCGCUACUUCGAAACCAACCAUUUAACAUGUCAACUGCACAUCUCUCUUAAUGACAAAUGUGCACUCAAAGGUAUUGCCAUUUGUGCCAGCAUUACUUCUAGACUUCUAGACAAUGCUCAGAGAUUUUGUAUUGCCAUUUGUGCCAGCAUCAAUUCUAGACUUCUAGACAAUGCCCAGAGAGGUCGUUUUCCGAUGCAUCAUUAUUUUUAUGCAUUUAUAUACUCUAAACUUUUGAUUCAUGUCUUGUUCUCUGCCACAUUUCUAAAUGUGUUUGAUAUUAUAUCAAAUAAACAUUCAUUGUUUUCACAGCCAUUCAGAAAGAAAUACAAUAAGUAUUGAGUGAGUUUUUGUUUGACUAUUUAUUACAACUUAGUUAAAUUAGGUCAUUUCAGAUGUCAGGCUCCUCAGCCUUAUGUUUCUCUUAUUGGUCUUACAAGGGAUCCCAGUGUUUCAAAUUUUUAAGUCUGUUAAAUAAAAGUACCAGCUCAUUGUUCAAAAUGGUAAUUUUGUUCACAUACCACUAACAUAAAAUUCUUUUUUUUUUCCAUUCUUAAAGAUUGCAGCACAUUAUUUAUCAAAUUAUGAACAAGAAGGUAUAUAAAAAAAAAUUGCAAACCUUCACAUUAAUAGGUCGAUGUGACAUUUCAGCUGAACUUGAAGAUGAGGUUUAAUUUAUCAUACAAAGUUCUGAUUAUGAAGUCUAUUUAUUUCAAUUUUGUCACUAAUUAAUAAACUUUAUCUGAAUUUUCUUCAAAGUCUUACACCUUAAACUGUUGCAUAGACCUUUGUGCCAUUUAAUGCUACUGAAUAAGUAAAUCAGAAAAGCUCUCUGUUAAUUUCAGUCCAUUGCCAAAUAAAACACAAUUAGCUUUUAUACUAAAAAAAAAAAAAAAUUCUCACAGCUUCUCUCUCUUGAAGAGCAUUUGUUACAGAAUCUUUUGUGUAAGUAAUAGGAGGUCAAUGGCUUAACGCUUUUAUGCCAACAACCAAAGUAUGAAUGGCUUUUAACAGUCAGUUGGUAUUUAUAUCUAGUAAACAUUUUGAUAGACUUGAUAGAUAAAUGCCAACAUGUCAUUGAAAUGGAUUUUAAAAUUGACAUGCUCUUGGGGGGGGGGGUGGGCCUUAGGGCGCCAAUAAAUCCAUCUUUUAUUUUGUAUUUAAACCGGCUGCAUUUUUUGUUUUUUAAAAUAGAUUAUGUUUCAUUUCUCCGCAACAUAUAUUUUUGAGUGUUGUCUCGGAUUUAGACCUUCUGACAUUUAACCUGGCUUUUCUAUUUGUUUGGCUAUGGCGUGGUUAGUGUAGCUGUAAGAUUCGUGUGUUCUAUUUGUCAGACCGGAUUUCCUGCACCCAGCACCAUUCAUGUCUCUCAUGGAGGUUAUUGUCUCGCAUUGAAAUAUCAAAAUAUCCGGAGUUUGUGUAUGAGUGUAAGGUAGUUCGUUGCCCGUGUGACAUCGCUGAGGUUCUGUGGUCCACUGCCACCGGUCAUCCGAUACCUGCGUAAUAAUCGAAGACGAAGCACUACAGCCCAGUGUUCACCCACGGAAUGAAGUGGGGUUGGGGGGGGGGAUACUCAAAAGUGGAACAACAUACCGUGUUUGUGGACACAUGUUAUUGGUCAGCACGCCGAUUGCGAUGGUCACGUUAUCACAACAUUGCUAAUGUCCAAGACCGUUUGUCGGGGGACACGGGAUAGCGUUGUCCGCUACAAAGGCUGUUUCACGAUGAACAUUGACUUGUUCACUCCACUCACCCGCCCGGGCUAACGGCGUGUACUUGAUCUGGCCGUCUGUUCUGUCUAAACAUUGCCGUCGGCGGAGAUGGUCUAAUUGAGAAAUUCACGUUGGGGACUGAUCAGACAAUGAAUACAGUCUCGAUGAGACGUUUGUAUUCUGAAAGUGCUCAAUCCAUUUAAAAAAAUAAAGAAAAAAACAGCAUUAAAAAAAAAACAACAACUUUGGAAACAAAAUGCCAGAAAACUAUAAAAACAAUGCUAUCCGUCAGAGAGUUGCUCGUACUUAAAUCGCCGUUUAUUUGCGUAUUUAUAGAACUACUAGCCACUAUACCCGGCUUUGCUCGGGGUUUUAUUUGGAGAAAAAAACAACCUUCAAAAGCGUUUACAGCCUCCACGUAAAUGUAGGACCCUGUCAAAAACACUUCGCAAAAGUACACAUUCAAUUAAACUCGUUCUCCUAUAAUAAUAAUAAUAAAAAAAGCCACAUUUAUAAUAACUCUUGUCAAGAUUCAAUGCGGGGCGCAGCCGAAAUCAGUGAUUAAAAGACAAAUCUGACUUUUAAAAGAUGUCUUAUUAAAAAAAGGUAUUCAAAGCUAUGGUCGAUUAAUAUCAGUUAAAAUAAAAUGGGUGCCCAUUCAAAAAGUGUCCAUUUUAGUUAGAUAGAGGCACUAUAAAAAGCAUUCAGAUAAAAUUCAAGCUAUUUUUUCAAAUGUUUCCUAUUAAAAUCGGAAGGAAUGUACUAAGAUGUCGCCUUUUAAAUGUUUACUAUUGGUGCCUCUGUCGCUCAAACAACUUAACCUUUAGUAUUAAUACUGUAGUGAGUAUUUUAGGAUGGAUGAGAAACAAAAUUUAUUUUGAAAAUUGACCUUUUUAAAUCGUUCGAUAUACGCGAAAGAUGGAGCGUUUAUGAAAAUAAAAUUGGUAGAGUAUAUGUGUUUUCCAAUGGUCUUAGGGAAGGGGUCGUGACCCACAGGUUGAGAACCGCUGGUCUAGACUAAGGUAGAAAUUUAAAAAAAAAAAUGAUAUAUUCAUUGAUGCUGAGGAAAUCCCCAGGAAAGUAUAGAAAUCUAUUUAAUUUUUGUUAAAAAUAUUUUUUUUUUUAAAUUUCCUUUAACUUUGAGAUCCACUUAAAAUAAUUUACAUAAUAUCGGUAUUUAUAUCUACGUGGAACAAUGUAGAACUUGCUGGGAAAUUCUAUAUACUUUUUUUAAACCUUCAAAUAAUCUUUUUUAAAAAGACUAUUUGUGUAACUGUUAGUUCAAAAGUAAUACAGAAUACCCCACUUUACGCGUUUUCCAUUAAAAUUAAAAUAAGGGCUAAAAGGUGACGUUUUUAUUAUCAUUAAGAUAUGACCCCUAAAUAAUGAAUCAGAAAAAUAGUCAAGUUAAAGUUGUCCCCUAAAAAUCGUCUGGAAAAUGUCAGAGAUGUAGCGUUGAUCAUGAAAUAGAAGCGAGACACCCUGGUCCCGACAGUGAUGAAUAUUAUGAGUACAAAACCCUCCAGUUUUUUAAUAUAGAUUUUCAAAGUGCCAAGUUUGGUCUAGAUCUGUCCAAUUAUUGUAUUUUUUUUUUUAAAAGCUCUUAUAAGAAAAGGAAAUAUAUAUUUUUUUGUCCCCCUUCAUGUAUUUCUUUACUACGUGUAUAUUUCUUAUUACAUCAUAAUUUUUUAAUUUAAAAAAAAAAUGGAACAACUUCAAAGAUCAUUCUGUCUAUAGAGAGCUUACAUGUCAAUUGUGGAACUUCUCCGAACUUUCAUUCUGUCUAGAGAGCUUACAUGUCAAUUGUGGAACUUCUCCGAACUCUCAUUCUGUCUAGAGAGCUUACAUGUCAAUUGUGGAACUUCUCCGAACUCUCAUUCUGUCUAGAGAGCUUACAUGUCAAUUGUGGACCUUCUCCGAACUCUCAUUCUGUCUAGAGAGCUUACGUGUCAAUUGUGGACCUUCUCCGAACUCUCAUUCUGUCUAGAGAGCUUACAUGUCAAUUGAGGACCUUCUCCGAACUCUCAUUCUGUCUAGAGAGCUUACAUGUCAAUUGUGGACCUUCUCCGAACUCUCAUUCCCAUCAUUAGUAAGCCAUGUCAAGACAUAGUCUUCACAUCUUCAGAUUGUCCACGACGGGACUGGUUUCACAAGAUGUAACACAUUGUAACAAUCAAAUUCAACAUAGUUACGGCCACACUUUGUCAUACCCACAUCACUCAGCACGACAUAACCCAUUGCCAUAGACGUAGGACUUUGCGCCACAUGACACAUUGUCAUCGCUAAAGCACCGCGCCACAUAUUCCAUUGUCAUAACCAUAGUACUCUUCGCCACAUUAAUCCGUUGUCAUAGUCACAAUAGUACUCUGCGCCACAUCAUUCCGUUGUCAUAGUCAUAGCACUCUGCGCCACAUCAAUCUAUUGCCAUAGACAUAGCACUCUGCACCACAUCAAUCCGUUGUCAUAGACAUAGCACUCUGCGCCACAUCAAUCAGUUGUCACGACCAUGUCACCAGUACGGCAUUUCACAUCGAGUCGAAGCCCAAAAACACCAUAAGUCGUCACACUCACUGCUUAUGCCAUGAAUGUCCUGGUCACCCGGUCAGUCUUACAUGGCAAGAAAUCAACGCAUCUGGUCCGCCCCCACCCGUCCUCUAACUGGUCACUGCUCAUAAUGAAGCUGUUGGGCUACACAUAGAUGGUGCUACAUUCAAGCUGUCGCAAGCCGCAAUAGAGUACAUGCUCGUGCUGUGACACUUUGUGACGCUAUCUAUACUGACGUCAACAUAUCUAGCCCGCGGCCCCAUUCCACACAAAAAUUCUUAAAUCUAUGCAAAACGUCAGCCACACUAUAUAGUUUAAGGAGCGCGGUGUUAAAAAAGAUGGAUGGACGAUUGUCCCUUGGUGUUUGUGGUCCCAGUCAAUGACGCAGAUGAAAUUUCCGUUAUUGCAGACGCCGGCACCCGGACCGGUGACGAUAAUUUAUUGCACCCGGUGCUCUGCCACCAGCGCCCGUACACAUCAAGACGGUGUUCCUCUUGGAAACGCUACACCUGAGAAUCAUCCCGUUCCUCUAUCGGUAAUAAUGAAAUGCCAAUUUCGCUUCCCUUGUCCGUACAAAGAGGGAGGGCCGAGUGCCAAGGAAAUGGACGAUCCCUCGGUGGUGGGACGUCUUGAGUGUCGGGAUGGCUUCUACUGUCUGACACUCCCUGUCCCGAGCAAAUUGUCUCUCGUGCGGCGAUGCCGCGUUGGAGUCGGCAACGAGAUUUUUUACAUGACUCCGAGUCUUCGGAUCCGAUUCUAGUUUUUAGAUAAGACCCGGAAAUCAAACACAGGCAAAGGACGCAGACCAAAGUAAAAUACGAAGUUUUUUUAGUGCAACACCCAAACGCCUGGUCUGAUCAACACAGCAUUGGUUCAAGCUGCACAUUCCCUUCGCCUAAUGCAGCGUUCUUGAAAUACCCGCGUCAUGUUCUUGUCUGAUGCAGCUUGCUUUGCAAUGGUCAUAGCUGAUGCAAACCCUUCCUCUCUCCGUGAUAUUUGGUGAAGAAAAGGAGAAGGCCUUGGAGAUGUGAAAUGGUUUCAUUAAUUUGCAUAGCCGAGGCCUUCAAGAUCCUACUGACGGACAGACUGACCAUUUGAUAAUCUUGCACCUCUGCAUAACAUGGAAAUGGCUGAGAACAGGCACGGUCUCGCUGUAUUUAUAAUAUACAAUGUUAUAAGGGUCACUCGCGGGAGCUCCUACAAGUGCAGGGUCUUGGGGCGGUCGCCCCGUUCGCCUCCCCCUUAUUGCCUGGCCUGCCUGUAAAGACUGCCUCUCUUGUUUUCUCCUCUGUCCGGCCGUGGCGGUUGGUAAACAUUGAGACAGUCAUGUUUACUGCUGGGGCUCGGCUUCACUUGGGCAUAUAAUUAUCUGUUGACAAUUCGCGCCAUUGUCGCCGGGGCUCUCGAGGGGGGAUUACUCGGAAGUUGACGUUUAAGAUGUCUGCAGUUACCGCGCCGUAAGCUCGGCAGUAAAUGAUGACACGGGGAAGCGAUGGGCGGAGACGAUCAAUCUCGCAACGAGGCUGGGCUGAAAACGUAUGUGCCCGUGUGAAAGGUGGCGGAUCAUGUUCGGAGGAGGAGAGGGGGGUUAAGGGUGGGGAGGGGGGCAUGCAAUAAUGUGGACACCUUGCCUAAACCUACGUUUCACCUUUUUUUUUUGAAAGGCGUGCGUCACCUCGGGAUUUGUGUUGUUGUAAUGCUAGGUAAAUGAGUGAUUUCAUUGUCCUGUUAUUAUGUUCUCACGUGACAUGACGGGGGAUCAAACACGUUUUGGUAAUAUGUCCAAAGUUGCUCUUGUCUUACAGUCUCAGGCACAACGCCAGUUUGAAAGGAACGUUCCGUGAAUGAGAAAUUGUAUACCUAAAAAAAAAAAAAUGUCUAGUGAGCUGACGUCCACAGUCACUGACAUGUUGAUUGACCUGCGACUUUUAAAAGACGUUAUGGGCUGCCUCUCAGUCAUCGUGUUUCAAAUGUUUCUAUGCAGACAGUCUAGUACAGCCAGUCUAGACAUUUCUUCAAGUAGAGUUUUUUUAGCACCGAGCGGGAGAGCGGGAAACGAUGGUCAAAGACAUCACACGUUCAUUUGUCGGACAUAUUUUUUUAGGAGGUGGUUAUUUGGUUGGUUAAGCUGAGUUUGGUCGAAACGACUCGCGGACAUAUUGGAGAGUGGGGUCCCUGGUAUGGUAGCACCGACCCACCAGGUCCUUCACUCGACCCGGGGUGGAAAGUACUCCCAAACUAUGACGAAGUGACCCUACAGACCAAUUAUUUUAUUCUACUCAGUCUAAAUGUAAAGAACUCAUUUGAAACUACCAGUGCUAUUUAUCAUUUUAAAAAUCUAUAUUCAAAAUGAACAUAGCCAAUCAUAGGACUAUAAAAGAGAGGUUGUUAGAGAGGAGUUAUAAGUGCGCAUGUACAUGUUAAAUUAACUAUACUAUAUGUUCAGAAAGUAAGUUACGUAUACUGUUCUUCCUUAGGUGCCAUCGAAGUGGUACACUAAUACUCUUUGUGUUUUGAUUGUAAUGAUGUGUUUCAAUUUUGACUAUAUUAAUGCAAUGAUCAAUUUAGCCAUUUUAAUCAUAGAUACUAAAAAUGUGUACAAUUUAGCAAUGACUAAACCCAUUUUCCGAGCACAACCUACCCGCUAACUGCCGCCGGGACCAACGUCUUGAACAUGAAUCUGGCUCUCGGGCCCGGACUGGCCGACGUUUGAAAAUGCCAGCUCUUGAGUGACUCGGUGAUUUUCCAACAGCACAGUGAUUAGUAUUUUCUUCAAAGUUUGAAACAUAUACGUUAAAAAGUAAAGAUGGUCUGUUCUAGUGAGAAGUUGAGCCCCAAAUGAUUAUUUUUACAGGCCCUUAACAGGGGUCGGCAAACUGCAGCACGCGUGCCAACCGUUUGGCACGUAAAGCGAUUAGCAUUGACACGCGGAAGACCACCCAAAAAAAAAAAAGUAAAUUUAUAAAUGACUAAAAAAUGUUCUAGAAUGGUAAACUUUUAAGUUUUGGCACGCUAAUAAUACAAAAAGGCUGCCGCCCCCUGGCCUAAAGCAUCACUAAGGCUCAACUAAAGUAUAUUCCAUCUAGAGUGACACUUGACAUCUUACUUGGUGGUUAAAAUGCCCUAACUAAACGCAUCCAGCAGGAAUGCAGUUGUUGUACCGUAAACAAUAACUUGACAUCACACUUUUUUCUGCGCCACAUGUGUGGACUUUGGUGCCACACGGUUUGGUGGGGCGGGACACACCCACGGUUUGGUCGGGCGGGACGCACCCACGGUUUGGUCGGGCGGGACACACCCACGGUUUGGUCGGGCGGGACACACCCACGGUUUGGUCGGGCGGGACACACCCACGGUUUGGUCGGGCGGGACACACCCACGGUUUGGUCGGGCGGGACGCACCCACGGUUUGUUCGGGCGGGACGCACCCACGGUUUGGUCGGGCGGGACGCACCCACGGUUUGGUCGGGCGGGACACACCGGUUGAAAACCGAUGGCAACUGAUUUCUUAUUUCUUUUUGUUUGCGAACCUGAGUUGGAUGACGUGUGACGUUGGCAUAGAACCGGAUCCCUUGCCGCGGGUCCCGGGAUCCUACGAGUGGGCGGGGUGGACAUUUGGCAACAGCAUUGUCCAACGGUCGGCGUUGGCAGUGACAGAUGUCUAAAGGGGGGCGUGAUUGCCACACAUCUUAUUGGCCUUGUCUCUGAACAUUUUUUUUUCCCCACCCGGAAUUUAAAACGGAUGGUUAAAAAGGUCAGUUGAAGGUCGGGGGGGGGGUCGGGGGCAAUAUACCGACCAUGUUUUUAUGAAGUAGUACAGGCCGCUUCGACCUCUUGCUGUCAUAGUCACGGUUGUGUGAACCCCACGCCCACAAAGAUAAUAGAAAUACUAUGACUUUUAAAUAAGCAAGGACAGGGGGGGGGUGGGGGGGGAUUGUUGUUGUUUAUUUAUUUUUAUUUUAUUUUUUUGAAAGGGGGGGGGGGAGGUAAAAGUCAGUUGAUUAAAUCGGAGCUUCCUAGAUCAAGCAUUUGAUGGGUUUAAUGAAGAGGCCAAACCCCGGUCCAUCGUCUCUUUUGUCGGUUUGGAUUUAUGUAACCCAAGGAUGGCGAGUACCCUGAGAAUUUGAUUGUAAGAUCCCGUCCUGGGGCCGACUUCUGCUCGUUCUAUCCAUCUGCAGCUCGUGCACAGUAUCGUCUGCAAUUGCUUCAAAAGGACGUUUUUUUUUAAUCGUGUAUCUCUCAAGCCGCCUUUGAACCGAAAUAAUCUUCUUUUUUUUUUUUUUAGGAUGGCUUAUUCACGUAUCAUACACAACGUGUAAUGCUUAUCAAAGGGAGGUAAAUUACUAAUUGAUAGGUAAAAUAUGUAGAGGGGAAGCUAUCCAUUUUAAAACUUGAACGCUGAAACUGAAACAUCUGUGUGUAUAAACUGCAUUGUUCUUUUUGUAAUGGCUUUCUAUCUCCGAGGUACCAUCACAGCUGUCAGUUUGGUUUUCUUAGCAUCGCACUUAACACUAACAGUGGUAUUUGAUAGACAUGCAUGCAUUUAACCUUUGACCUCCCCAUCCACCAGGGCGAUGCAUUGUGCAAAGAAUGUUUCUUCUGGGCUUUCGAGGAGGAAAUCCACCACACCAUUGAAUCUGCCAAACUGUUCUCUCCCGGUGAGACUGUGGCCAUUGGGGCCUCUGGGGGCAAAGGUAAGACUUCAUAACGUGUCAGUGUGAAAUGUAAGGGUCCGAUCACUGGUGUGAAAAUUACUUGCUUUUAAGUGUUAAGAAGGAAACUUCAUUGUCUCAUAAAUUCCUUAGUUUGUUUGAAUUUUGACAUUGGGUAGACAUUUCAUCUGAUUUUGAGAGUAAAUGAUCAAGGACAAGUAUCAAAACCACGUAAUCUCUAACGAAAGGACAGGAAUUCAUAAUUUUUACUUUACUUAAAGGUACCCCAAACAAUAUAUUUAAAAAUAACAACUGCCUUCUUCAGCAGACAAUACAAAACAAAAAAAUAACUAUUUGAAAUUGAAAAUCUUAAAUGUUCCCAGAUCACUAUGUAGCUCUCUCAGUCUCUGUGUAUAAACAAAAAGUCUCACUAUGAAACAGUUUGUGCUCUGCUCCUGUCUCUCAGUCUCUGUGUACAAACAAAGUCUCACUAUGAAAUGUCACAGUUUGAGCUCUGCUCCUUUCUCUCAGUCUCUGUGUACAAACAAAGUCUCACUAUGAAAUGUCACAGUUUGUGCUCUGCUCCUGUCUCUCAUUCUCUGUGUACAAACAAAGUCUCACUAUGAAAUGUCACAGUUUGUGCUCUGCUCCGGUCCUCAGAUUCCACGGUGCUGGCCCAUACUAUGAAGAUUUUAAAUGAAAGACACGGGUACGGUCUCAACUUGAUUUUGUUGUCUGUUGAUGAAGGCAUCACAGGUUACAGAGAUGACUCUUUAGAGGUAUGUUUGUGCAUUACACAAUCAUAUUUAGAUGGGGAUAUGUAUAUAUUUUUCAUAUUUAGAUCUAUAUAUGUUUGUAUUUAAAUGUAUAUCUAUGCAUAUGUUCAUAUUUAAUAUACUAGUGUAUGUACAUUUGUCAGUAUGUUAAUUAUAGGUGUGUCUUUACAUAUCUAAUUCUAGCUAACUUGUUAAUUCCAUAGUUAUGUAUAAGGUUUGUUUAUUGUUUACUUUUGUGUUAAAGGUGCUAUGAUUAAAUUUUGUGUAUUUUUAACAUGUUUUUGUUACAUAAAACACAUAAAACAAAGUAAUUUUUCUUAAAAUUUGAAAAAAAACUCAAUAUAAUGAUUUGAUAGUUCAAUGUGGAAACUUGAUGAAAUCUAUGACUGGAUGAAAUCUAUGUCUGCCUGCUGCUGUCAGUAGUAGGUAAUGAAAUCUAUGACUGGCUGAAAUCUAUGUCUGCCUGCUGCUGUCAGUAGUUGGUAAUGCAAUCUAUGACUGGCUGAAAUCUAUGUCUGCCUGCUUCUGUCAGUAGUUGGUAAUGAAAUCUAUGACUGGCUGAAAUCUAUGUCUGCCUGCUUCUAUCAGUAGUUGGUAAUGAAAUCUAUGACUGGCUGAAAUCUAUGACUGCCUGCUGCUGUCAGUAGUUGGUCAUCUUAGAUACUGACUUGUCAUUUGUUUCCUCAGACUGUGAAGAGAAACCAACAGCAAUAUGACCUACCCCUGACUAUAGUGUCAUACGAGGUAUGUUUGUCUAAAUAUAAUCGAUCCCCUUAAUAUAGUGGCAUACGAAGUAUGUGUGUCUAAAUAGGACCUACCCUGGACUACAGUGUCAUACAUGGUAUGUAAAUUAUGGCAUAGUGUCACCUUGUUUUGGCAGUCCUCUUGUCUGUCUAUCAAAUGUUACUUUGGGUCUCAUUUCUUCAUGUUUUUUUCUGUCUCCGCUGCAAUUCCAGGAACUGUAUGGCUGGACAAUGGACGCCAUCGUAAAGCAGAUCGGUCUCAAGAACAACUGUAAGUUACCGGCACAUUCAAUGAAUUCAUUCUGGGACUAAGAAUAGUAUCAUAGGCUUUCUGAGUGGGACUAAGAAAAGUAUCAUAGGCUUUCUGAGUGGGACUACGAAUAGUAUCAUAGGCUUUCUGAGUGGGACUAUGAAUAGUAUCAUAGGCUUUCUGAGUGGGACUACGAAUAGUAUCAUAGGCUUUCUGAGUGGGACUACGAAUAGUGUCAUAGGCUUUCUGAGUGGGACUACGAAUAGUAUCAUAGGCUUUCUGAGUGGGACUAAGAAUAGUAUCAUAGGCUUUCUGAGUGGGACUACGAAUAGUAUCAUAGGCUUUCUGAGUGGGACUAAGAAUAGUAUCAUAGGCUUUCUGAGUGGGACUAAGAAUAGUAUCAUAGGCUUUCUGAGUGGGACUAAGAAUAGUAUCAUAGGCUUUCUGAGUGGGACUACGAAUAGUAUCAUAGGCUUUCUGAGUGGGGCUAAGAAUAGUAUCAUAGGCUUUCUGAGUGGGACUACGAAUAGUAUCAUAGGCUUUCUGAGUGGGACUAAGAAUAGUAUCAUAGGCUUUCUGAGUGGGACUAAGAAUAGUAUCAAAGGCUUUCUGAAUGGGACUAAGAAUAGUAUCAUAGGCUUUCUGAGUGGGACUAAGAAUAGUAUCAUAGGCUUUCUGAGUGGGACUAAGAAUAGUAUCAUAGGCUUUCUGAGUACAUAAAAAUGUUCAUACUCCGAUGCCUGUUGUAAAGUUUUAUUUGCAAGUUUUACUGUUGGGUUUCAGGCACUUUCUGUGGCGUGUUCAGGAGGCAAGCACUGGACAGAGGGGCCAUGAAACUAGGAGCAAACAAAAUAGUUACAGGUGACUUUAAGCGAUGCUUGAAAUGGUGGGAACAUUUUACAAGGACUGUGCAUUUGAUUAAAAUGAAAUCGGUCCGUUGUUCAUUUAUUUGCCUGGAAUUUGGUUCAGUCUCUUUAACCAACUGCUCUCUUCCCUUCUCUGUCACAUUCAUCCUAGAGCAGUGGUUCUCAACCUUCCCAAUGCCGCGACCCUUUAAUACCGUUUCUCAUGUCGUGGCGACGCCCAGCCACAAAAUUACUCUCGUUGCUACGUUAUAACUGUAGAGCAUAUGUGUUUUCAGAUGGUCUAAGGCGACCCCUGGGAAAGGGUCCUGUAAACCCCCAAAGGGGUCGUGACCCACAGGUUGAGAACCGCUGCUCUAGAGGGAAGUUAACACUCUGGUUCUAACUGUGGCGGUUUUAAUGAUAUCUCAAUUGAUUUAUAUUGGAAUAUAUUUAGUUAAAAUGUUGACUUUCCGAGUCACGAGUCAAUGCUGUAAAAAAAUUAUCUUACAAUUUCAAGGGCUGUAACUAGAAUAAUAAUGGAACAGACGUUUUCAUGGUCGUUUCUCUGAAAAAUGUCAUCCAUAGAAGGAAACUGCUCACCAAUGGAAAUAGAUAUUUUCAUUAAAUCUUUACUAUUUUUAAUAUCAUCUACAAGAAUUUAAAAUCGUUAAAUUUGAAAAAAAAAUUAUUUUAAAAGUGAAACUAAUUCGUUCAACUGUCCUAAUGAGUUGCUUCUUGCCAUGUUUCAGGACACAAUGCUGACGAUAUUGCAGAAACUGUUAUAAUGAAUGGUAUAGUUUUCUUUCAAAUUAAAAGGUCAUGGGUUUAAGAAGUUCUACCAUAACAUUAGAUUUUAAAAUUAAAAUAGUAUUUGGUUCUGUUUUUCAUGCGAAUAAAUUCAGGAAUUUUAAAAUCUUUUUGAAUUCUAUAUAUUUGCCAGUUUUGAGGGGAGACAUUGCCAGAUUACAGAGAUGUACAGCCAUCACAACUGUAAGUGCUCUACUAGUAUAUUCAUCUUAACUUUCAACAUGCAUUACAUUGACACAUCUCAAUACUCAGAGAAGUGCAAAUAAGGAUGCGAGAAAUUAUACUUUUCCUAAAACGUGUAUUUUUUGCAUUACAAUUUCCAUUCAUCCGAAGGUGUUACACGUGGUUACGUAGAGUCACAUAAAACUUUUUCCGAAUGAAAGACCAAAAACCAAAACAAAAAUAAAUGUAAGGAUUAGGUAAAUUAAAAAAAGUCCUAAAAGAUUUGAAGACAAUUCCAUAGAAGCAAGGUGCACUACCAGCAAGGUGUACUAUUAGCAGCAGUGCUUUUUCUGAUAAGUUCAUGUGGAAAUAAAACUGUGCAAGACACAAAAGACACAAUUUUUCCUCAUCACCAUCAAGGGCCACAAAUGUAAGCUUAAGUUAAAACUUGUUUAUGUAAUAGAACUGCACUGUGUAAUCCGACAUACAUGGCUGUGAGUAAUGACCCUUACAGUAAAUGAGAAACAUUAGGGAGGCCACGAUCAAGUUAUAACAUAAGGAAAUGAAGUGCACAUUAUGUGAAAACUUGCUAAAGUAAAAUAUACUUCUCUGAGCCAGUGCCAGCCUAUUUGUACUGCUAUGAGCUGAGAUGAUUUUAUUUUCGUCUAAAAAUAUUCUAUUUGUCAAUUUUUAUUGACUUGGUCUACACGUUCAUUGUUGUUGUAACACACCAUAUAUAUAUGUGUGUGGAUUAUGAUGACGUUAUUCGCAAUAAUUGAUGUGUAUUACUUAUCCUCAAUCACAGUCCUCCAUCAAUUCAAUAGUCAACAGUAAAAACACGACUUAUAACUUUUUCAUCACUAUAUAUUUAUUACUUGAAUAAGGCACAUCACAUGAAAUAAUAUCUCUAAAGAUCACAAUAAAUAUAGGUAUCACAUUUAUAACUUCUUCGGUACUCUUCACAAAUCAAUAUUAAGAUAUUGAUCAUAACUGGAAUGAACAUGGCCAGCGCCAAAAUAUAUGAAUCCCUGCAGAACAACGCUGACCGUUACCUCCUCUAUAUAUCCCAUAAUUCCUAACUUCCUGUUAUAUCUAUUUUACAAAACAAAACAUUAUUUUACGAAACAAAAUUGAUAUCUGUGACAGUUGUGUUGUGUCAUGUUCAAGUGUUCACGCAUCCUAAGCUUCAUAUUUUCUUACAAUGAAUGACAUUCAGGGUGGCGAUAGCCACAGGUAAGAGGUUCACUUAGUGUUGCUGCUAUUUCAGGGCACAGAAGGAUACCUGCCCAGGUGUAAACCUUUCAAGUACACCUAUGAGAAAGAAAUUGUCAUGUGAGUUGGUUAUUUCCCUACCUAAUGACAGACACUGCAGAAUGGCUUUGAGGGCCUGUAAAAAAAAAGAAAAAAUAAAAAAAAAAAAAAAAAAAAAAAAAAAAAAAAAAAAAAAAAAAAAAAAAAAAAAAAAAAAAAAAACAAAGAAAAAAGGAUAUAAAGAAAAAAAAAAAAAAAAAAAAAAAAAAAAAAAAAAAAAAAAAAAAAAAAAAAAAAAAAAAAAAAACAAUUCUAUGAAAACAAAAAUUAAUGUGGUAUAUUUUUUUAAAAAAAAAAAAAAAAAAAAAAAAGAAAAAAAAAAAAAAAAAAAAAAAAAAAAAAAAAAAAAAAAAAAAAAAAAAAAAAAAAAAAAAAAAAAAAACAAUUCUAUGAAAACAAAAAUUAAUGUGGUAUAUUUUUUUAUGUUUGUAUUUUAAUCAAAAGUGGAAUUAGAACUUAAGUAUUAAAUAUGUAACAAAUAUUUAUAACAUCCUAUUAACCAGCUAGAUAUCAUCCUUACAAAGAAUUGAAAUUAUGUAUCUUACGAUGUGUGACAUUUUUCCUUGUAAGCUGAUACAUAUUUCCUCUCUAAUGGUAAACAAUGUAUUUCCUAUCCCACAGGUAUGCCUAUUUUAAAAAACUUGAUUACUUCUCAACAGAAUGUAUCUAUUCCCCAAAUGCUUACAGGUAGGUCUGAUUCAUUUCUACUCAGUGUUUAUAAAUAGACUAAGUGCCAGGUGGCCAUGCAGUCUAAACUGGCUCAAUUCAGCUGGUGGUCUGGAGUUCAAUCCAGGGGUGGAUGGGACUCGUUACCCUUGGAUGGCAAUUCAUAGAGGAGAAGGCAAACUCUGAAUUCAGACCAGAAGCGAGAAUGUUCAAUAAAUUGAUAGUGUGCCCUCAAAUAGAGGGAAUAAAUAGACUGAUAUAAUUGUACUGAAUGCAUAUAAGUAAUUCAAAAAAUAAUUAAUUUCAUGCUUGGAGAUAAUUCUGAAGCAGAACGACUUCUUUAUGUCUCAUCUUUUUUAAUGUUUUUUUUUUCUUGUUGGCUUUCAUUUUCAAAAAGUUAAAAUCCUGGUGGCAGGCAGGAUCUGGCCCUUGUUCUGUAGUUUGAGUACCCCUGACCAAGGCAGGAAAUAAGUCAGUAAGAAAAUCAAUAUAAAUAUACUAAACAAUUCCAUGUUUAUUCAGGGCUACAUGUCUUGUUAUCAGAAAAAGACAUUUUUGUCUUUUGUUUCAGAGGAUUUGCCAGGGCUUAUAUUAAGGACUUGGAGAAAAUUCGACCAAGCUCAAUAAUUGGUGAGCUUAUUUUGAUUUAGGAGGAAUUUGUUCAAAGCAAUAAUUAAAUUGAACUUUGAACUUUCUCUCCCUCUCUCUCUAUAUAUAUAUAUAUAUAUACAUGUAUUUCAGAAAUGAGGCAGUAACAUACAUAACAACGUAUUGUUACAAUGAAUUAAAAGUUUGUGAAAAUUGUGGGUUGGAAAAAUAUUUCAGUACCAAUUAAUUUAAUGCUCUGUUUCAUUCAGAUAUUAUUCACAGUGGCGAAAGUUUGAGUGUCAAGAAGGAUGUGCGAAUGCCAACGCAGAGUAAGUCAAGUUUACCUUGACCCCAUUGAACUACGUGUUUACAAAUGAAAUGUUGUGACAGAUCAGCCUCUAAGAAGUGUCCUCAAAGGCUGUCCCCAGAUUGUGACAGAAGCAUUUGCUUUGAUCUUGUUAAUAACAAUCUCCAGAUUGAUGAAAUUGUUGCUUCAUGUAAAGCCAUGUCUUAAAAGUCCUUAUUGUUACUUACAAUGAGUUACAGAAACUCACAAAUUUCAAACAUAAGAAACAAGGUAAUCGUAUAGAAGUUUGAAAUGAUACUGGUUCUCUGGAGCAUGCGUUUUAAGCACUCAAUGUUAAUGAAAGCAUGUAAGAUACAUACCUGUUAUUGCCCUUAUCUCUUAAUACCCUUGUUAUUCAAUUCAUCUUUGGCAAGCUAGAAAUAUGUUUUUAUUCUGAAGGAUAGGAUUAUACUGAUAGGUGUUAUAACUUGAGGGAUUAUAUAAUCGUGAUUAUCUCCUGUGCUUUCAACCAGCCGUGUGCACAAGAUGCAACUUCAUCUCCAGCAAUGAUGUGUGCAAGGCUUGCGUCAUGUUGGAAGGUCUCAACAAAGGGAGGCCCAGGUAAAUAGAGAAAUAUUAAUCAGGUUAAAAGCGCUAACUGCAAUGUUCAAAACCUAGAGGAAUUAGGUGUCAGGAAUUAGGUGUCAAGAACUAGUUGUAAUAAAUUUAUUGAAAUGAUAAUGAGUGUAAGAAGAAUAAAAUGAGGAGUGGAAAAAAAGGACACAAAAUAAAUUCAAGGAGAUACUAUUGGGUGUAUUUUAUUUCCUUUUUCAUAUUUUUAUGAACUGAGUAGAGUCCCUUGGAAGCAAUGAUAAAUUAACUUUAUUGAUUGAGUUAAUCAUUUCAGCAACCUUGUUUUUAAAUUUAAAAAUGUAAUGCUUACACUGGCAGCAAAUUGCUGGCUUACAUCUAUGGGAAAAACAUAAAUUUACAUUUUGGAUAAUAUUUGUGUAUCUAGUUGUGAUUUCUCAUCUCUCUCGAAAUACAAUUGGUGUAGUGGAUUGGUUCAGGCUAGAUAUAUCAGAAGUGUGAUUGUUGCAUUUGAGACUUGGAAUGCACCUGAGGUCAUACCACCGGCUCAGUUCGCUGAUAUAAAUCAAAAGUCUUCACGCUUGAACAUUAACCCCUUGCAUCUGUCAAAUUGAUAUCGAUUGAGUAAUGGUGGCCUGAAAGUCAAUGCCAUUGUGUCCACUGGCUUCUCAUCCAAACUGUAUGAUAUUAUUUUAGGCAUUAUCAUUAAUAUAUUUUAACAUAUCUCUUAUUUAAAAAAACAGGCUGGGUAUAGGCAAACUACACAAGGAAAGAAGGAAGGUAUGCUGGAAGUAAAUCAUUUUUGUUACGUUGGGAUCAUUUAUAAUGUCUAUUAUUACAUCUUUAAAUAAAUUGUUUUAACAUUUUCGUCAAAAUACAUUUUUCUUGACAGAUAAGUUAUUGGUCUAUUUUUUACUUUUAAAAAAUAUUUUGGCCCUUUAUCUUCAAACUGUUUCAAUAUUUCAUGUUAUUUUGUUUCCAGUGGGAGGAAGAGUUGGAAGAACAGUCAAAGAUUUUAUCCAAUGGAGAUGGUACCACACCACUGUGUUGUGGGGGAGGGAAGUGUGGAGCUGAUGGGGGAGGCGAGUGUGGAACUGAUGAGGGAGGCGAGUGUGGAACUGAUUCAGGAGGGUGUAAGAAUUAGUGGUGGUUGGGGAGGGGAUAAGUCUGGCGGAAGUACACAUUGUAAGCAUGUUUUAAAACAUUCUCAUAAUUCCAGAACAUUUCAAGCUGUGAUUUAGGUUCCAAUACAGUUAGUUCAAAUUUGCAUACUACUUUUUUUUUCUUUUACAAAAUUAUUACAUUUUUGAGGCUUGGGCGUAGUAGAAAAUUACAGUUUUUAAUAAACCAUCAACUUUCUUUAAUGAAAGGCAUCUUUUAAGAUGUGCAAAAAAAAAAUAAUAAUUUGUGUGUUUUUAAUGUAAAUUUGAAACUAUUUUCAAUAAAACAUUGUCAUUAUUUAAAUAUAUUCCAUGUUUGUAGUUCUAUUAGUUUUCUUUUAGAAUCAGGAUGCAGGAUUGGUUUUUGUAGAU
Molecule: messenger RNA, 20787 nt
Organism: Lymnaea stagnalis (great pond snail)
Lineage: Eukaryota; Metazoa; Mollusca; Gastropoda; Lymnaeidae
Source: the annotation of a GenBank genome assembly